This is a messenger RNA of Paramuricea clavata, 1232 nucleotides long. The record is from the annotation of a GenBank genome assembly. NCBI's taxonomy places the organism in Eukaryota, Metazoa, Cnidaria, Anthozoa, Malacalcyonacea, Plexauridae.
AAACAUCAGUUGAUCGACAAAAAGUUGUUGACAAAAACCUUUUAUUCGAAAUACGUAUUCCCAAAUGCAGCAUUCUCAGAAGCCAGGAAAAUCAUGUCCAAGUUGCUAUGCCAAACUUGCAGGAAAAUCAUGUCAACAGCAAUAGCAAUAUGAAUACGGUAUGAUCUUCUUUAAUCUUAUAUUAAUUUCAUGAUCUUAAUAUAUUUAUUAAUAUAUAUCUCAGAUCCUUUCUUCUAGAUGCACAUUUAAACUUGAAAAUAUGUCAGUUUAAAAGGUUUUUAAAUCAAAAUCGAAAAAUGGAAGCUAUCAUGCAGUGCAGCAUGAACGCUUCACACACAUUAGACCCCAGUUGAUUUCAGUACAGUUACUACUUUCCUUAAUAGUAAUUUUCCAUUUGAAGAUAUUGCAAAACAUUAUGCAUUUCUUAAGCCUGUAUUCUAAUAGCUCACUCAGUGGAGGUUUAAUCUGAGUUUCCCUUGAGUGUCAAUGCUGUUUCUGAAUAGCUGCAUAACCCUCCAGCUAUUCAAAAACAGCAUUGACACUCAAGGGAAGCUCAAAUUGAACCUCCACCCCUUGAGUGUGAGCGUGAGUGAGCUUUUAAAUACAUGCGUUUGAAAUCAGUGAUGAAAGAUUACAGAUCAUACUAAAAAAGGAAAUGGCACCAAUUGAUGAGCCAGAUGAGCAGUGAUUCGCCAUUUUUAAUCCUAUAUUUUCUGAUACCAUGGGAGAAAUGGAUGUUGCUUUCCUUAGUGUUGAUAUAGUUUUAUCCGGGGUCAUGUGAGUGUUUCUAAAUUUACGGGGUGUGUACUUGCCAAUUACCCAGAAUAGCCAAAUUUAUAGUUCCAGUUAUCCUCACCAAUCCUGUGUUUUAUUUAUCCUGUACAACCAAAUUUAAAGCAAGUAUACACUUUUGUCAGAUUUUGUCAGUAGUUGACAGCUUUCGCUGAUCUUGGACUGUUGAUUAAAUGUUAAUAUACAAUGACAUUUCAGAACUAUUGUGAGGAUAAUAGUAUAUUUAUUUGCUGAACUGCCUAUGGGUUAAUUCAUAUCACUAAAAUUGUUCAUUGCUAACCACUGGAACCCCAUAUUCAAGUAUACAAAACUGUCUACAAAUACCUUUUUGUACAUAAAACAGAAAUUGAAAAUCAUUGUGAACAUUGAUAGAAAUAGUAUGUGUUGUUUUCAUAUUUUAGGAGAGCAUACAGAUGGAAAAUCGAACUAAUGGUGGAUUU